AUGGCAGACGUCCGAUCCCUUCUUCGCAACGAGCUUGCCGCGCGUGGAGCCGCACCCCAGACAGGGAGUACAGGAACUCGACUUACCAAGAAACGAAAGAUCGAAUCCAUCGAUGACGCCGUGCGCAAAAAGUCGCGAGCCGCUGGGCCGAGUCCUGUGACGCCUUCUGCAGAAGCCAAGCCCUCUCAGGCACCCAAAUCAAAUCUGCCAGAGAAUGAGGAGCGAGAACGAGAGGCUCUCGACGAGGAAGAAGCCGGGCCUGAACUUCCUCCCGAGGACGAAGAAGCAGAAGAAGCAGGAAAUGACGUGAGUGGACCGACAGCAGCUCCGUCAGAAGCCCAGGUGCCUGCCUCUUCAGCACUAGCCACGAAUGGUUCUCAAACAAUCGACGAAGACGAAUGGGCUGCCUUCGAACGCGAAGUUGUCGCGCCCACUCGCGUCCCGCAAGUUCCUGAAGCCGCUAUGGCACCUGCCACGAUUUCCGCCGCGCCCGUUUCUGCAAAGGAACUGGAGGAACGACAACGCAAAGAGAAAGAAGAACUCGCCAGGGCCCGAGAGGCGGACGUUGAGGGAGAGAAAGAGGACGCUGCGCGUCAUCUCGAGGAGGAAUUCGAUGAGAUGGAGCAGUUGGAAGAGCGAGUGAAGCGAUUGAAGGAGAAGCGUGAGGAGAUCAGAAAACGACAAUUGGAGGAGGAUCAGCACGUCGAUAUCGAUGCGGCUGCCCCAGAAGAAGAAGAAUCGACAGAAACCAAGCAGCAGAAUGAGGAGAGCGAAGAGGAAGAGGAAGAUGAGGACUGGGAUGACUGGAGGUUCCGAUAG
This is a messenger RNA of Rasamsonia emersonii CBS 393.64, 819 nucleotides long. RefSeq lists its product as uncharacterized. The record is from RefSeq and is a predicted model, not a curated record. NCBI's taxonomy places the organism in Eukaryota, Fungi, Ascomycota, Eurotiomycetes, Eurotiales, Trichocomaceae. The transcript has a single exon. The coding region runs from base 1 to 819 and encodes 272 amino acids.